Molecule: messenger RNA, 1616 nt
Organism: Neolamprologus brichardi
Lineage: Eukaryota; Metazoa; Chordata; Actinopteri; Cichliformes; Cichlidae
Source: RefSeq, a predicted model, not a curated record
AUGACCACCAUCAUAGUCAGCUACGCCUCAGAAAGGUUCGGCCUGAUCGAGAAGUGUAACAACAAGACCCCUUACACCAUGAACCGCAGGGCCAUGAAGAUUCAUCAACUGCGCCAGGAGCUCAGGAGCCUUAAGAAGCAGUUCAAGAACGCUGAUGCCGAGGAGAAGCAAAAGGGGGGGAUCCCAGGAGUUCCUGGUUGCCUAGAGCACACUGGUGUAGUUACACACCUUAUUAGAGAAGCCCAUGAGAACAGAGGCGACCUAUCUGUAUUGUGGCUGGACCUGACUAAUGCGUAUGGGUCAAUCCCACACAAACUGGUUGAGCAUGCUUUACACCUCCACCAUGUCCCCAGCAAGAUCAAGGACCUGAUCCUGGACUAUUACACUAAUUUCAGGCUUAGGGUCACUUCUGGUGCUGUUACUUCAGACUGGCACCGCCUCCGGAAAGUUAAGAGCUUGGGGAAACUCUUAGACUCCAGCCUGAAAGACUCUACUGCCAUUCAGAAGGCAAAUGAGGAGCUGGGAGCGUGGCUCAUUAAGGUGGAUAAGUCCGGCCUGCCUGGAAGAUUUAAAGCCUGGAUCUACCAGCAUUCCAUCCUGCCCCGAAUCCUGUGGCCCUUGCUUGUCUAUACAAUUCCAAUAACUACUGUGGAAUCCCUUGAAAGGAAGAUCAGUGACUUUCUUCGUAAGUGGCUGGGACUUCCCCGCAGUCUCACCAGCGCUGCCUUGUAUGGGGCAAGCAACAGCGUGCAGUUACCCUUCAGUGGUCUCACAGAAGAGUUCAAGGUGGCUCGCACACAAGAAGCCCUACAGUAUAGAGUUUCUAAAGACUGCAAGGUGGCAUCAGCAGGUAUUGAGGUAAGGACAGGAAGAAAGUGGAAGGCUGAGAAGGCAGUUGAGGUGGCGGAGUCACGCCUAAGGCAGAAAACACUGGUGGGGGUCUUAGCAACAGGGGGAGCAGGCUUGGGGUACUUCCCAAAGGCCCAGGUCAGCAGGGCACAGGGAAAGGAGAGACACCAGCUACUCUAGGAAAAGGUCCGAGCAGGUGUGGAGGAGGAGCGAGUAAGUAGAGCUGUAGGCCUUAAGCGGCAGGGAGCAUGGACAAGGUGGGAGAGCACCUUGCAGCGGAAGGUCACCUGGGAAAACAUCAUGCAGGCAGACUUCCACCGGAUCCGAUUCCUAGUGCAGGCAGUAUACGACACUCUGCCAAGCCCAGCAAACCUCCAUCUGUGGGGAAAGAGCGAGACAACUACCUGUCCCCUGUGCUCUGGAAGAGGGACCCUAGAACACCUCCUUAGCAGCUGCCCAAGGGCCCUGGCCGAUGGUCGGUAUCGUUGGCGGCACGACCAGGUGCUCAGAGUAGUUGCUGAAAAGAUUGCCUCAGCAAACAGCACCAGCAAGCAUCAUCAUGCUCCGAGGAAGGCAAUCUCUUUUAUUAAGGCUGGAGAGAAACCCCAGGUGCGCCCACAUUUGACAACUGGCCUCCUCAACACAGCUUCUGAUUGGCAGCUACAGGCUGACCUGGGUAAACAACUAAAGUUCCCUCAGAACAUUGCAAAAACAUCCCUCCGGCCAGACAUGAUAAUUAUUUCUGAGGCCUCAAAACAGCUGAUCAU